Messenger RNA from Humulus lupulus (European hop), 1125 nucleotides. RefSeq lists its product as uncharacterized. The record is from RefSeq and is a predicted model, not a curated record. Lineage: Eukaryota; Viridiplantae; Streptophyta; Magnoliopsida; Rosales; Cannabaceae. The transcript has a single exon. Bases 1 to 1125 code for a protein of 374 amino acids.
AUGAUGAUGGCUCUUAAAUUUCCUUUACAGUUUAUCAAGUUGGUGAUGGUUUGUGUUACUACUCCCAGAUUUUCCUUCAUGAUCAAUGGGGCUCAAAUAGGUUGUUUGAAAUCUCGGAGAGGUUUAAGACAAGGGGAUCCUUUGUCUCAUUUUCUAGUUGUUAUUGGUAUGGAGUAUUUGUCAAGAAUAAUGAUUUCAGUUGGCCAACAUAAGGAUUUCAAGUAUCACCCAAGGUGCGAAUAUCUGAAACUCAAUCAUCUUUGCUUUGCAGAUGACUUGCUUCUGUUUAGUGAAGGAACUUUUAAAGCUAUCUAUGUUUUACUUAGAGGUUUCCAGCUGUUUACUGAUAGUUCUAGUUUGCAAGCUAACAAAAAGAAGUCAGCCAUUUUUGGUGUUGGGUUGCAAGAAGGGGACUGGAAUAGGCUUACUGGCAUGACGUGGUUUGUUCGCAGCAAUCUUCCUUUUAAAUACUUAGGAAUGGCCAUUAGCAAUACUAGGAUAUCUAAAGCUGAUUGUGAAUGUUUGGUUGAUAAAAUGGUGAAAAGGAUUAGGAGCUGGAGUUCGAGGAAUCUGUCUUUUGCAGGGAGAUGUAUUCUUAUAAAUUAUGUCCUCCUAUCUAUCAACAUUUUCUGGUCUCAAUUGGUUAUUCUGCCUCGAGUGGUGAUUACAAGAAUCAACCAAAUUUGUAGAGUUUUUUUAUGGAAAGGUACAGAUUAUAUGGAAGAGCCGGGAAGAGUAUCGUGGAUUGAGAUUGGGAAAUCUAAACAAAAGGGAGGACUCAGUUUUACAGAUAUUAGCAUAUGGAACAUCUGUGCUCUUGGGAGAUAUGUUUGGGCUAUAGCAAAGAAGGAAGAUAAUCUUUGGGUGAAGUGGGUACAUUCGGUGUACAUUAAAGAGACAGACUGGUGGGAUUACACGGCUCCUCUAAAUAGUAGUUGGUACUGGAAAAGAGUGGUCAAAACGAAGAAUGAGUUAAAGGAAAUUUUUCUUCACAGUACAAAUAGUUGGCCAAUCUACAACAUUGCUCAAAUGUAUAAGCUGCUGAAGGACAAAACAGAUACAAGAUGGAAAUUUUCCUUCAUUUGUGACAGACUUGGGAUUCCUAAACAUAAAUUUGAGACAUGA